AGCGGGUGGUUUGCAGCCUGAGCUUCGCUUUUUGGUKGAUAGGGGCAGUUGGUGUUUGCGAGUGGGAGAUGGAUCGUGAGCCCUCUUCUGAUUAGCGAAGCCGAAGAGCUCCUCAAAAUAAUCAGAACUAUUGAAAUAAUAGACGAGAACGGGUUGCUGAAACAAAAAGAAAAKAUAACUUAGUCCAUCUUUCACAUCCACUCCACACACAAUAACACGGCAUUGAUGGUAAUGUAUGCAAGGAAACAACCGAGACUCAGCGAUGGGUGCAACGACCGAAGGGAUUCACAGCCCUACCAGACGCUCAAAUACUCGUCGAAGAGUCACCCCGGUGGUGAUCAUCGCCAUGACAAGAUGCGAGACACCGCAGAUGCCACUCCUCCAUGUAAAAUGUAUCGGCGAUCUGACAGUCCUGACAACAAACACAUCGAUAACACGGGGCAUGGCAGGGCAAAGGCAGUCCACACGCACCGGGCCAGAGAGAGGGAUGGAGGGACGAGUUAUUCUCCACAGGAAAAUUCACACAACCACAGCACACAUCAUAGCAGCUCCAAUUCACAUUCGAACCCCAGCAAGACAUCAGACGCACCUUAUGAAGAUAAAGAUGACUGGUCAGAGCACAUCAGUUCCUCUGGGAAGAAGUACUACUACAACUGCAGAACAGAGGUGUCACAGUGGGAGAAACCCAAAGAGUGGCUGGAGAGAGAGCAGAGGCAGAAGGAGUCCUGCACUAAGUCGGCGCCAGUCAACAGUUUCCCCAAAGACAGGGACUACAGACGGGAGGCCAUGCAGCAGGCUACAGCAGUCACUGGCUUUACUGCUGCUAAGUCAGCCCAGGUGGAGAAGCAGCCUGCGUCGGUGUCUUCACAGUCGUCCUCCUCAGGCUCGGUCCUGAACCCCACGUCGGGUUCCUCCUCAGCCCCCACCACUGUGCCGGUAUCCCCGGUCCUGCAGUCCCACGCCCAUACCCCCCUGCUCCAGGACCCCUCCCUGCUCAGACAGCUCCUCCCAGCACUUCAGACCGCCUUGCAGCUCAAUAACGCCAGCGUCGACAUGGCCAAGAUCAACGAGGUCCUCAAAGCUGCUGUCACUCAAGCGUCGUUACAGUCGUUGCUUCAUAAGAUCCUCACGGCCGGCCCGUCGGCCUUCAACAUCACCACUCUUCUCUCCCAAGCAGCCCAGCUCUCCAACCAAGCCCAGCAGUCGAACCAGUCCCCCAUGUCCUUGACAUCAGACGCCUCCUCUCCCCGCUCCUACGUGUCUCCCAGGAUCAGCACGCCUCAGACCAACGCUGGUCACCACAAAGCCCUGCUCAGCACGCCGCCUGUCGCCUCACAAACCAAGGUGAACAACACGCCAGUUGUGAAGCAGCAGGGAUCAGCCCCCCAGCCCUCCCCCCAGCAGCCCCUCCCCAGCGACAAACUGCACGGACACGACAUCGCCGCCUCCCCAAGGACCCUCCAGCGCCAAGGCAGUCAGAGGAGUCCSUCCCCAGGUCCCAACCACGCCCCCCCCAGUAGCAGCAGCAGUGCCCCCACCACACCCUCCAGCUCCUCCACCCGGCCAGCCUCCUGCUCCUUCACCCCAACCCUAGCGUCACACUUCAACGAGAAUCUCAUCAAGCAUGUCCAGGGCUGGCCCGCCGACCACGCAGAGAAACAGGCGUCCAGGCUACGUGAGGAGGCCCACACCAUGGGAAGCAUCAACAUGUCUGAAAAUUGCACCGAGCUCAAAAAUCUGAGAUCCUUAGUUCGAGUCAGUGAAAUUCAAGCGACAUUGCGCGAGCAGAGGAUAUUAUUUUUGAGACAACAAAUUAAAGAACUUGAAAAGUUGAAGAAUCAGAAUUCCUUCAUGGUCUGAGGACUUGACUUGAAGAGUGGAGAGGAAAGGGGGGAGAGACCCAUUGCACAUGGUUGGAAGAGAGCUCUUGGUUGGGAGAACCAUUGUGUUCUUGUUCUGUGCCCAGUCUUAACACUUUUGAGCUGCAGUUGGAUUGGCUUUGGACCACUGGACUGGGCUUUGAGAGGGCUGGGUUAGGUGGAGAGAGGCUGAGUGGUUGAUGGUUGUUGUGGAGGAGAAGAGCGGAGASAAGGGUUAGACAUGGCUUGCAUCCCAAAUGGCAUCCUUUUCAAUUUAUACUGCGCUACUUUUGAACGGGGCCAACAGGACGCAACCAUGGUUGGUUUUGUUUGCGCCCUGGAGAUGUAGAUUUCUUGUAGAUGUUAUCCAUGUUGUAAAUAUGUUUUGUAGAUGACUAAAGCCAUGGAAAGCCAUGUUUAUCAAAGCUUUUGACAUUCAAGCUAGUCAACGUUAUGCCCGAGGAAUCAACAGCUUAAUAAGUUCAUAGCCGCCUUCAUGUUAAACGCAUCAGUCGGGUAUGUCCCAAAUGGCACKCUAUUCCUUAUAUAGUGCARACUAUUCCCUAUAUAUAGUACACUACUUUUGACCGGAACCCUAUGGGCCUUGGUCGAAAGUACACUAUAUAGGGAAUAGGGUGCCAUUUGGGACAGAGGCACUCAGUCUGCAGACUUCAAGCUUUUUUGUUAAUAGAUCAGUGAACCAUUGCCUUGAGCAUGUCUGUGACCUAUGACCUGCAUGGAACUGGAAGAUGGUGUUAUAAUAACUGAAACAUAAAAAAAGACUAACGCAAACAAAACAAACUCGGUUUUAAUUUUCUAGUUUUCUCUGCUCUUGCAUAAUAAUAAUAAUGCUCCAUGGAUGAAACCCAGUCAUAUUUGACGUAUGUAUUACCCUCUGGUGGAAGUAUUAAGGUUACACAACCACACACGAUGUCUCUCAAAUGGCUCCCUUUAUAUGGCAGUACUUUUGGCAAACGUAGUGCACUAUAUAGGAAAUAGGGUGAUGUUUGCGAGACAGGUACCCAUCUCCACCAUCCUCCUAAAAAGGUUAAUCAUGCCUGGUUGCAAUGGUUCAGAGAUCUGUUUGUUCACAGCUAACAGUAGCCAAACCAGUGCCUGAUGGUGUGAUGGGYAAAAAAAUAAUGAAAGAGAGCACAGCAAUGUUGUGCUUUUUUUUACAUCAAGGAUAAUUCCCAAUGCUAGUCCCUCCCUAACCCUGCCCCUGGCCACACCCAUUACAUGCCGAAGCCCAACCCCCUUGGUCUAGCUCUUCUGAGGAGCCGCAGAGCAGUUGUCUUUCUAAAACCCUCCUGUUGGUUUUUUCUUUCUCCAAAACUUUCCAGCUAAGUUAUUUUUGUAUUUUUMGGGGGGAGAACUGUACUUUUAUUAAAUGUGAGGGUGGCACCAUCUCGGUUCAACUAAGAGUUCAUUCCUAUGUACAUUUGAUAAGGUAAUAAUGGAGUUUAAGAAGAGGUUAAAAAAAACAAGUUUUAUUAAAAAGUUGCAGUGAUUACUAGUAUAUCAGAAUGUUAUAAAUUAUUGCUACACAUUUUCCUUUGCACACUGUUGUGAGUGAAUGAGUGCGAAUGAGAGCUAUUAAAGAAGUGGUUUGGGGGGCACUACCGAGGCAAGGUAUGGGGUGCGUCUGAAAUGGCACCAUAUUCCCUUUUUUCUGCACUACCUUUGACCAAGGCCCAUAGGCAAGACUAAAAUGGAGAAGACAGCAAUGUCAUCGUUUUCAAGAUUCUUCAGCAGUUGCACUGGGAGCCAAAUGGGGCGUCCGGUGAACUUACCUGAAUGACGCAAUUGGAGCUCUUGGCAUCCAUUUGUCUUCUUCUCUUUUAGUCUUCCUGCCCAUGGGGACUGGUCAAAAUGUAGUGUACUAUAUAGGGAAUAGGGUACCAUUAGGGACGUAGGCAUGGAGAUUAUGAUCGCUGCCCCACACACCAUGGUCAGAGGUCGAGCAGGGCAAUGACAGCCAGGUCACAAGGUCAAAUGUGAAAUGUACGUAUUGUAAUAAACAUGCUAAACUCAAGCGAGCACUGGUUAUUUUAUUAGAGUUUUCUGUUAGGUUUUACAUUGUAUUAUUACUAUUAUAACGCUAGUGCCUUGUUGAAAGUCUUAAGUCACACAGCCUCUGACAUGGAAAUAAAUGUACCAAGUUUGUUUUCGGGUUUGAUCAGUAACAAAGAUAUUCAAUAAGCAUGUCAUGCAUCAAUCUACAUAGGGUUGUUUUGGCACUCCAACCCAGAAUUGCAUCUUUGUAUAUGUUGUGUUUGUUCCCCUGUUCACUCUGAGUCAGAACGGGAACAGUGUUUCUAUCCCAAAUAGCACCCUAUUCCCUGUGUAAGUGCACUACUUUUGACCGGGGCCCAUAUGACUCUUGUCAAAAGUAGUGCACUAUUUAGGGGAUAGGGUGCCAUUUGGGAACCAUACGUGUCCUCACCUGUGACGUGUUUUUCUCCACUGUUCUAUUAUUCUAGUGAGUCUGUGAUUUGAGCUGCACCAACACAUUCAGUAAAUAUGACCACAUUGCUUUGUAUAUUGUUUUCCUCUGACUAUAUUGAAUAAAAUAAAUCAAAUAUGCCUCUA
This is a messenger RNA of Salvelinus sp. IW2-2015, 4451 nucleotides long. It is a transcript of the gene waca, whose product is annotated as WW domain containing adaptor with coiled-coil a. Gene Ontology annotation, molecular function: RNA polymerase II complex binding; chromatin binding. Gene Ontology annotation, cellular component: nucleus. The record is from RefSeq and is a predicted model, not a curated record. NCBI's taxonomy places the organism in Eukaryota, Metazoa, Chordata, Actinopteri, Salmoniformes, Salmonidae. Gene Ontology annotation, biological process: positive regulation of TORC1 signaling; regulation of autophagy.